This is a messenger RNA of Humulus lupulus (European hop), 2520 nucleotides long. RefSeq names its product methylcrotonoyl-CoA carboxylase subunit alpha, mitochondrial. The record is from RefSeq and is a predicted model, not a curated record. Gene Ontology annotation, molecular function: metal ion binding; methylcrotonoyl-CoA carboxylase activity; ATP binding. Lineage: Eukaryota; Viridiplantae; Streptophyta; Magnoliopsida; Rosales; Cannabaceae. The transcript is spliced from 16 exons. Gene Ontology annotation, cellular component: mitochondrion. The coding region runs from base 82 to 2304 and encodes 740 amino acids.
ACUCUAAUUUAGAUAGAAGCGAAGCCGAAGCGUUAGACCGGGGGACCAUCACUUUGUACUUUAGCUAAUCAGUUCAAAACAAUGGCCUUCAUGGCCGCCGUACUCCGGCGAAGGCUUUCCGGAAAACUAUUUCAUCUUCAUGUUGUUAGAGUAAGAUCGUUUUCGGACUCUGCUUCGGCUUCGAAUCGCAUAGAGAAGAUUCUGGUCGCCAACAGAGGUGAAAUCGCAUGCAGGAUCAUGAGAACCGCCAAGCGCCUGGGGAUUCGAACCGUUGCCGUUUACAGCGACGCCGAUCGCCACUCACUCCACGUAAAAUCAGCCGACGAGGCCGUCCGAAUCGGCCCGCCUCCGGCUCGAUCGAGUUACCUCAGUGCCUCGUCGAUUCUUGAGGCCGCGGCUCGUACGGGUGCGCAGGCUAUUCACCCAGGUUAUGGUUUUCUAUCGGAAAGUGCCGAUUUUGCUCAGCUUUGUGAGUCUAAAGGUCUGAUUUUUAUAGGGCCUCCUGCCUCUGCCAUCCGGGAAAUGGGUGAUAAAAGUGCGUCGAAGAGGAUAAUGGGUGCAGCUGGGGUGCCCCUUGUGCCUGGAUACCACGGUAAUGAACAAGAUGUUGAUUUGAUGAAACUAGAGGCAGACAAGAUAGGGUAUCCAGUUUUGAUAAAACCCACUCAUGGGGGCGGAGGAAAGGGUAUGAGGAUCGUGCAGAGUCCAGAUGAAUUUGUUGAAUCCUUCCUGGGAGCACAACGCGAGGCUGCUGCUUCAUUUGGUGUAAACACAAUAUUACUGGAGAAAUAUAUUACGCAGCCAAGGCACAUAGAAGUCCAGAUUUUUGGGGACAAAAAUGGGAACGUUCUACAUUUGUAUGAGAGGGAUUGCAGUGUGCAGAGAAGACACCAGAAGAUAAUUGAAGAAGCCCCAGCACCAAAUAUUUCUGAUGAGUUCCGGUCUCACUUGGGUCAAGCUGCUGUAUCUGCUGCCAAGGCAGUUGGUUAUCACAAUGCUGGCACUGUGGAGUUUAUAGUUGAUACUACUUCAGGGAAAUUUUAUUUCAUGGAGAUGAACACACGUCUUCAGGUUGAGCAUCCUGUGACUGAGAUGAUUGUUGGUCAAGAUUUGGUAGAGUGGCAAAUUCGUGUGGCAAAUGGAGAACCUCUCCCAAUUAGUCAGUCUGAGGUGCCCUUGUCAGGUCAUGCCUUUGAAGCCAGAAUAUAUGCUGAAAAUGUACCAAAAGGAUUUCUUCCUGCAACUGGGGUUCUUCAUCACUAUCAUCACGUUCCAGUCACAUCAACAGUUCGAGUUGAAACUGGAGUUGAAGAAGGUGACACUGUUAGUAUGCAUUACGAUCCGAUGAUUGCUAAGCUUGUAGUAUGGGGAGAAAAUAGAGCAGCUGCAUUGGUUAAAUUAAAAGAUUGUUUAUCAAAGUUUCAGGUUGCAGGUUUACCAACAAACAUUAAUUUUCUUCAAAAACUUGCCAAUCAUUGGGCAUUUGAACUAGGAAAAGUAGAAACCCAUUUUAUAGAACACUAUAAAGAUGACCUCUUCAUUGAUCCUAGCGAUUCAGUAUUAGAAAAACAAGCAUACGAUGCUGCACGAUUUAGUGCAACUCUGGUAGCUGCAUGUAUAAUUGAAAAGGAGCAUUCUACACUUAAAGAAAAUCUUACUGGGGGCAAUGGCUUACUCUCUAUAUGGUACUCUUCUCCACCUUACAGAAUCAAUCAUUGUGCAAGUAGUACAAUGGAGCUUGAGUGGGAGAAUGAAUAUGAUAUCAGCAGCUCAAGGUUAUUGACACUUUCUCUUACUUAUAAACCAGAUGGAAGGUAUCUGAUUGAGACAACGGGAAACGGUAAUCCUGGUGUGGAAGUGAAAGCAGAAAAACUGAGCAAACAUGAAUUCAGAGUUGAAGUUGAUGGUGUAAUCAUGGAUGUUCAAUUAGCAGUUUACUCGAAGGACCAGACCAAGCAUAUUCAUAUAUGGCACGGUUCACAUCAUCAUCAUUUCAAACAGAAACUGGGCCUUGAAUUAUCUGACGAAGAUGAAUCUCAACAUAAAACCAACUUUGAAACAUCGUCUCAUCCACUAGGAACUGCCGUGGCGCCCAUGGCUGGUUUGGUGGUUAAGGUGCUUGUAAAGAAUGGGACAAAAGUAGAGGGAGGGCAGCCAAUAUUAGUGUUAGAGGCAAUGAAGAUGGAGCAUGUUGUAAAGGCACCUUCAACUGGGUAUGUCCACGGGCUUCAACUAACAGCUGGGCAGCAGGUUUCUGAUGGUAGUGCUCUCUUUAGAAUCAAGGAGGAGGAGCAGAGCACGUGAUGAUCCUCGCUGUCUCAGACCGUCACGUCACUUGAAUAAUUAAUUGUUCAUGAACAGCUCAACGUUGUCUGAAUAAAGCUUCAAAAAGUCAAAAAGGGUAACUCAACUCUAAAUGUAAAUGUAAAGCCUAACGGUAUUUUGCAAAAUGUAACAGAAACUAGUGUGUAUUAAUCUGCUGGAAUAAUUAAUGAAAAUAAUAAUACAUAUAUUUAUGUA